Labrus mixtus (cuckoo wrasse) is the source of this 6611-nucleotide messenger RNA. It is a transcript of the gene foxp2, whose product is annotated as forkhead box P2. The record is from RefSeq and is a predicted model, not a curated record. Gene Ontology annotation, biological process: regulation of transcription by RNA polymerase II. Gene Ontology annotation, molecular function: RNA polymerase II cis-regulatory region sequence-specific DNA binding; DNA-binding transcription repressor activity, RNA polymerase II-specific. Gene Ontology annotation, cellular component: nucleus. NCBI's taxonomy places the organism in Eukaryota, Metazoa, Chordata, Actinopteri, Labriformes, Labridae. The transcript is spliced from 19 exons. Bases 521 to 2881 code for a protein of 786 amino acids.
AUACUUGCUUGCUGGGAUACAGCUUGAUGUGUGUGUUUGAAUCGUAAAGAAAAAAACAAGCCGCGUCUUCCUCGCAUUGCGCGUCAUUCAAACAGGACUCGGUGUACUGCUUUCCCCUCUGUUGCAUUAGUAAUAACAGCGGCGUUGACUGGAGACAGCAGGAGAGAGUGUGUGUGUUUCUCCGACAGCGGUGCCCAGCGGAGGAAUAUUUGAGCUUUUUUAUUUACUCUGCAGCUUGUUGUUCAUUUUCUCUGCGUUGUGUUGAACUUGGACAGUCACGUGUGAAGAUCUCUGCAAGUAGGCUUUAGAGGACGGCGACUUCUCACCUGGUGUGUCCCUUUGACUUUACCGUGAGGGAAAUAUACCUGGCGUUUUUUUGUGCUGACAGCGCUGGAUUCCUUCCACUCCUGUGACGGACAACUUCUGCAAGUUCUCUCCCUGAGGGAUGAAAUAUGCAAACUCUGCACCCAUAGAAAAAAGCCGUCGACAAACACUGUAGAGUCCAAAGUGGUUUUAAAUCAUGAUGAUGCAGGAGUCGGCCACAGAGACAAUAAGCAACAGUUCAAUGAGUCAAAAUGGAAUGAGCACCCUAAGCAGCAGCCAAUUAGAGGCUGGCAGUAGAGAUGGGAGAUCAAGCGCUGGUGACACGAGCAGCGAAGUAAGCACAGUCGAGCUGCUGCAUCUGCAACAACAGCAGGCCCUACAAGCAGCGAGGCAAUUACUCUUGCAGCAGCCAGGCAGUGGCCUGAAAUCUCCAAAGAGCCAGGACAAGCAGCGUCCACUGCAGGUUCCAGUGUCAGUGGCCAUGAUGAGUCCCCAGGUGAUCACGCCGCAACAGAUGCAGCAGAUCCUCCAGCAGCAGGUUCUCUCCCCACAGCAGCUCCAGGCUCUGCUCCAGCAGCAGCAGGCUGUCAUGCUGCAGCAGCAACACCUGCAGGAGUUUUAUAAGAAGCAACAGGAGCAGCUUCAUCUGCAGCUCCUCCAGCAGCAGCACCCUGGCAAGCAGGUUAAAGAGCAACAGCAGCAGCAGCAGCAGCAGCAGCAGCUGGCCGCCCAGCAGCUCGUCUUCCAGCAGCAGCUCCUGCAGAUGCAGCAGCUCCAGCAGCAGCAGCACCUGCUCAACAUGCAGCGGCAGGGCCUGCUCUCACUGCCUGGGCCCGCACCAGGCCAGGCCGCCCUGCCCGGACAAACCCUGCCACCACAAGCUGGCCUGAGCCCCGCAGAGCUCCAGCAGUUGUGGAAGGACGUGACCAGCGGCGGCGGCAACGGCGGCCAUGCCAUGGAGGACAACGGCAUCAAACACAGCAGCAGCGGAGGAACCGGCACAGGAGGCGGCGUGGGUAGCGGCGGCUUAGACCUCUCCACCAACAACUCUUCUUCAACUACCUCCUCCUCAAAUCCCGCCAAAGCAUCGCCGCCCAUCUCUCAUCACCAUUCCAUCGCCAACGGACAGUCCCCCGUCCUCAACCACAGACGAGAGAGGGAACGGGAACGGGAAAGGGAACGAGAGAGUUCACUACAUGAAGAAAGUGGAGGGACCCACCCCCUGUACGGUCACGGUGUGUGUAAAUGGCCUGGCUGUGAGAACAUCUGCGAGGACUUUGGACAGUUUCUGAAGCACCUAAACAAUGAACACGCCCUCGAUGACCGGAGCACAGCCCAGUGUAGAGUCCAAAUGCAAGUGGUACAGCAGCUGGAAAUACAACUUUCUAAAGAACGUGAGCGUCUUCAGGCGAUGAUGACCCACUUGCACAUGCGGCCCUCGGAACCCAAGUCAUCUCCCAAACCACUUAACUUGGUGUCCAGUGUCACCAUGUCCAAGAACUUGCCCUCAGCAUCGCCCCCCAACUUACCUCAGACACCCACCACGCCCACAGCGCCCAUCACACCAAUGGCCGCCAUGCCCCAGGUGCCGUCAGUACUGGGAGGAGCCAACGUCCCCAGCAUGGGAGCCAUGCGCAGACGCCACUCGGACAAAUACUCCAUGCCCCUGUCGUCAGGUGGUGACACAGUAUUUAUUUUUCCAGAGAUCGCCCCAAACUACGAGUUUUAUAAGAACGCAGAUGUCAGACCGCCAUUUACUUAUGCAACCCUCAUAAGACAGGCUAUCAUGGACUCUGCCGACAUGCAGUUAACGCUUAAUGAAAUCUACAGCUGGUUCACACGCACGUUCGCCUACUUCAGACGCAACGCUGCAACUUGGAAGAAUGCCGUGCGUCACAACCUCAGUCUGCACAAGUGCUUUGUCCGCGUGGAGAACGUGAAGGGGGCGGUGUGGACGGUGGACGAGAUGGAGUACCAGAAACGCAGGUCGCAGAAGAUCACAGGGAGCCCAUCACUUGUCAAGAACCUGCCCUCCAGUCUCGGCUAUGGAACUGCACUAAACGCCAGCUUACAGAUUUCUUCCAUCUUUCCAUCCUUCCUGCAGGCUGCCCUGGCUGAGACCUCCCUGCCUCUGCUCGGAACCCCCGGCCUCAUGAACAGCGGCUCCACGGGCCCGAUGGGAGGCAGCUGCCACGGCCUCCUGGGCGGCGACCCGUCCUGCCUGAUGGGCGGAAGUCCACAUGGAUUGUUGGGCGGGAGUCCACCUGGACUGCUGGGUGGCAGCCCCCCAGGUGCACUCAGCGGAAGCCCCCCCAACCUGUUGCAUUCAGCCCAUGAGGAGCUGAACGGCUCGCUGGACCACCUGGACACCAACGGACACAGCAGCCCCGGAUACUCUCCACCAGUACACAUGCCAUCCAUUCACGUGAAGGAGGAGCCACUCAACAUGGACGACGACGACUGUCCGAUGUCACUCGUGACGACAGCCAAUCACAGUCCGGAGCUGGACGACGACCGGGAGCUGGAGGAAGGGAACUUAUCGGAGGACCUGGAGUGACUAGGAUACCGUUUUUGGUCUACGUAUCCCUCCGCCCCACCACACUGUUUCUCUCUCACAGACCUCCUGCAAGACUAGAAAAAGAAAAAAACCACUCCACAGUCCAAGCAAAACCACAGCUGACUCUCUCUCUCUCUCUUUCUCUCUCUCUCUCUCUCUCUCUCUCUCUCUCUCUCGUCUCUCUCACCACUGGGACUAUUUAUUGAGCAUGCAUCUGGAUGGAGACCAGUCCAAAGGAACUCUUUGUUGCAGCCCUUUGGGAUCCCCCCCCCUCCCCUCCCCGAACAUGACAGGCAUGAGAUGUCUGAUUCAAAAAUAAAAUAAAACUCUUUGAGACCUAUUUCUUUAGGGAUGGCGUGGCCACGUACAGUACAAGGAUGAUGGACUCAUGGAUGGGGGAAAAAAAACCUAAAACAAAUGAGCAAGUCAUGUUCCGUUGAAAGCUAGCGGCCUCAUAUACUGCCAAAAAGGAAGACGUUUUAUGUUUGUGAAUAAUCCACCCCCCCUCACCCCCACCCCCACCCCCACCCCCCAGUAGUUGUUGACGUCUAGAGACAAUUGCUGGUUCAAUUCAAGUUGUUGCUCUGUUUUCAUUUGCACAGGAGUAGUCUCAGAAGUUUGUGUCACUGCCUGUAUGUUGCUACUAUUAUAAAAACAAGUAUAUUAAUUUCAGCUUUUUUUUUCCAUCUUUAAUUUCCAAAGUAUGAUUUUUCUUUUUUAAAUUUCAGACACCACCAACUGUAAAUGCCAUUCCCUGAAUCACACCAGAAACAGAACUGCGGUACCAAGACUGUCGUUGCAGCUGUCCUGAAAAAAAAAAGAACAAAAAAAAGAGAAAAAAAAAAAAAGUUGGCUUCCAGUCUAUUAUCUGUCUGUGAUGAAAAAGUGAAAAUAACUGGAAAUUCAGUUGGGAAAAAGAGAAGUCCGUGUAAAGCACCAUUUACAAAACAAAUGCAUUUCUGCAUAAUUUCCCUCUUGCUGUUCUCCUUUACCUCCUCGUUCGAAAGCUUUGUCUACCUGCAAACAGUCACAGGCAACAGCUAGAAACCAAAGCCAACACUAGCAAUGGCCAAUAGCUUAUAGACAGAAGGCACCAAACUCCUCUUGGUCUUCUGCCUCUUUAAUCUAGUAACAAAGAGAAGCUUUUGUUCCACAAACUACCUUUCGAAAAAAAAAAAAAAAAAAAAACCUCUGGGAUUGUUUCAUUUAGCCCUAUACAAAGAUGAUCAUGAGUUAAGAGAGAAGGGGAAUUAAAUGCUGAUUUUGAUGUGUAAUUUGAUAACUCUUAGAGCAUCCACUUCGGAGAUUUUUCUGCCAGACGUACUGUAGGUAAAAAGGUGAUGUGAUAUUUGAACUGCAGUCAUUUUGUGCUGGUGAUUUGACUGGUAGAGAGCAGCUAACUGUUAAAGUGGAUUAUGACCAAAACAAAACAUUUGUGUAUUCAAUGGAAGUGCAGAAACAUUGUGUUAUUGUGAAAUACUCAUUUUUACUUUCUAUUUGUUCUUUAAUGCAUUACACAUCAGAAGUCGUUUUUUUUUUCUUUCUUUUAUUUUGAAGGGACUUUAUUUUCUUACCUGGUGAAUAUGUAAUGUUCUAAGUGGGACUUUCAAAAUAAUGUCACGUCUUAUUUCUGUGGCGGGUUUUGUUUCUUGAGCCACGUUGAAAAAACUGAAAACAUCGCUAACCAAACAUGAAAAAUAUCUAGUGAAGCCAAAUAAUUCAUGAUUACAAGUUGGUAUGAAAUGAUGUGGCUUGGUCACCAUGGAGAAGCAAACAAUAAUAGCCAUUGCAGAAGAGGAUAUGGAAGGUGAAACGUUAACCUUCUCUAGGUGAUAUUUGCUUUAACUCGUCAUCAAAUACUCAUCGUGUGGUUCAUAGCUUCGAAACUAUAUAGAUACAAGACGGAUGUACUCUAUAAAAGUAGCCAGCUUUUUAUAAAAUAAAAAAAACACCUGGUAUCUAUAGAAACUAAAGAGAAGUAGUUGUCGUGGAGACUACGUCCCGUCAUUUCCUUCACAGCUAAUGUCAUCUAGAAAAGUGUUGUUGCUUUAAUGGUCAUUUCUGUUUUCAGUAAACCAAAGUUACACAAAAUUCUGCCUCCUCUUGUAUGGGAUAAAGAGAUGCUAAAACAACCACACACACUCUGUUGAAGGCUAGCAUACAUGCUACAUGCUGACAGACACACACAGACCCCGAGCUAACUUUAAAGGAGUGGUUUUGUAAAAGAAAAACAAAAAAACAACUGACCUACGUGCAAACACUGUGCAUAUAUUGUUUCUCAAGUGUUGUUGCCAAGCAAAAAGAACCAGCUGUAAGAGCGUAACACACAAACACUUGAAGUACUGUACAAACACACAGCAUGUUAAGUACACACACAUAACACACACACACGGCAGUUGCCACGUCAAGAGGGCACUGGGCCCAGGAACAAAGCUUAUCCCUUCAACUUAGCUGGAGUCAGCAGAAUGACUUGAAGACGACGUUCUUAAUAAUCUUACCACACCAAAUAAAAAGGACGCUGCGUCUUUCAGAAAUACAAAAAAAAAAGGGUUCUCCCACUUACCCAAAAAGGCUUUGGAAAAGCUUCUACCUCUGCACAACAAAUUCAGAACAAUUACGACAGAUUGCACGAGUUAUAAGAACGCCACAAGAGCUGUUACACUUUACUACGCUUGUCUCAUAGGACGUGGCUCCAACCAACGUUUACAUUCCCUGCGUCAAGAUAAGGAAAGAUUUGCAUUGUAAUAGGUUGUCCUCAAACAUCUGUAGAAUGAUAAUGUAUAGAUUACCUGUAAGGGAAUAUUGUGUUUUAAAAAUGCAUGUCUAAAAAUCAUUUGGUGGACUGGGAACAAGAACCAAUAAAAAGAAUAUAAUAAAAAUCAUCGGGACGAUGGCCUAAAUGUACGUACAAUGCAUUGGAGUGCAUUACCUCAGAUAUAUUGUUUUGGGAGGGAUAAAACCUGUCAGCCACAGAAUGCAUAUUACCUGUAGAUUUGCAUGGGUUUUGUAUAAAUUAAGUAAAAAAAAAAAAUGUCUAAAAUAGUUGCUUGCACAUAAUACCAGAAAGACCUCCAGAACUGCGAUCUGCUCCUCCACUAGAAUUUAGGAUUGUCUGGAUUUUCUGGGUUGAUUUUGUCUGUAUUUUGAUAACUGUGCAUACUUAUGUAAAAAAAAAAAAUGUUGGUGGACCCAUAAAUUUACCAGACUUUUUUCUAAGAGGAAAAAAAAAACUCAAUGUUUCUUUUCUGACUUACCUGAAUUUUUACUGUUUCUCUCUCAUUGCUCGCUAAGAAUAGCAAACCUGCUUUUUCUGCAUCUGCUUUGCGUAGCUGUAAGGCUUAACCUAAUGUGUGUAUUUAUUGCUUGUACCUCUGUGCAUACUUUAUGAAGCAUUAUGUCUGGCAGUUGAGUCAUGUAUCCUUUCUACUGCUAUCCUUCUCUAAUAAUUGGGAAUAUGAUCCCCCUAUGUAUACAGUAAAUUGGGACUGUAGCAAACAUAUGUUUAUGUAAUUGGUGAAAACUUUUUUUUUUGUUUGUUUCAUUUCCUUUUUGAGAUUCAGCUCCUUUUUUUGAUACUUUUCAUUACUGUGUACUGUGUCCAUACGUUUAAAGGUUCUCUGACAUUAGAAGGUCAUGGUUGAGAAUUGUAACAGACGUUAUUAUUUUCUGUAUUCAUGGCAUUUCACUGCUGAAUAAAAUAAAGGACCAAAACUUGGAAUUUGAAAAGCAA